Parnassius mnemosyne (clouded apollo) is the source of this 1320-nucleotide messenger RNA. Lineage: Eukaryota; Metazoa; Arthropoda; Insecta; Lepidoptera; Papilionidae. The record is from the annotation of a GenBank genome assembly.
AUGGCUGAUUGUAUCCGAAGUGUGGCAAGGAAGGUGUUAGGAGAAACAAAAGGGAAGCGUAUGAUAGAUAAGGAUGGGUGGUGGUGGAGUGAAAGUAUUAGAGAAGUUUUGAGAGAAAAGAAAAAUGCCUUCAAAGAAUGGCAGAGCGUAGAAGACCAGAAUGAAUCCAUAAAAGAAAGUAAGAGAGGGGUGUAUAAAGAAUGUAAGAAGAGAGCGAAGAAGGAAGUUGCUAUUUGUAGGGCAGAGGCGCACGAUAAAUUAUAUCGGUCCCUUGAAAGCCCCGAAGGUCAAAAACGACUUUUUCAAAUUGCAAGAGCGAGAGAAAGGAAUGGAAGAGAUGUUUCACAUGUAAAAUGUAUAAAAGAUGAUUCUGGAAGGAUUUUGACUGACGAUGAAAGUAUAAAGAAGCGAUGGAAGGAGUAUUUUGAGAAAUUGAUGAAUGAGGAGAAUGAAUGGAAUGGUAUGCUUGAAAACCCACCAGUGAAUAUGGGCUUAGUGAGAGAAAUUAGUGUGGAAGAAGUAAAAAUGGCUGUUAGGGUUAUGAAGAAUGGGAAGGCGGUCGGCCCAGAUGGAAUACCAGUAGAAGUGUGGAAGUUGCUGAGGGCGGAUGGAUGGAAGUGGUUGAGUUUAUUUUUCGGUAAAUUGUUGCAGGAAGAACAAAUACCUGAGGAAUGGUGCAGUAGUAUACUGGUUCCCAUUUUUAAAAACAAAAGAGACGUUCAAAACUGCAGCAGUUACCGGGGAAUAAAGCUCAUGUCACAUACGAUGAAAGUCUGGGAAAGAAUAAUAGAGAGAAGAAUGAGAGAAGAGUGUGAGAUAACACAAAACCAGUUCGGAUUCAUGCCCGGUCGAAGUACGACAGAUGCCAUUUUCGCAUUACGCCAAUUGUGCGAAAAGUACAAGCGCGUGCAUAAAGAUCUGCACAUGGUUUUUGUCGACCUUGAAAAGGCGUACGAUCGGGUUCCCCGUGAGGUCUUGUGGUGGGCGUUGAAGAUGAAAGGUAUGCCUGGGAAGUAUGUGAGGUUGGUCCGUGCUAUGUACAGAGCAUCCCGUACAUGUGUACGAUCUGCCGCGGGAACUACGGGCAGUAUCGAUGUGGCGGUAGGGCUGCACCAAGGGUCGGCACUGAGCCCUUACCUCUUCCUACUGAUUAUGGACGCUUUGACGUCGGACCUGCAGGAUGAGGCACCCUGGUGCAUGCUCUUUGCCGAUGACAUCGUGCUUGUCGGGGAAGAAGGCAUCGAGGUACAGAGCAGACUGACGGGGUGGCAACGGAGGCUGGAAAGUGUUGGCUUGAAGAUCAGCAGAUCCAAAACCUAA